UAUCCCAUUAGCAACCGCUUAAGGUGGAUUGUAUCGGGCGGGAGUGUGUUUUUUGUUGUUGUCUUUCUUUCUUUCUUUCUCCACUGAAUGUGUGCGCUGGGUUUAUUGCCUUUCUUCCUGUGGUGUAUUUUGUUCCUUCAUCCGUGGGGGUGGGAGGUGUUUUUUUUUUUAAGAAAAACUUUUCCCACUGUUGGCUUUGGUGCCAAGAGGGUAUUUUGCUUUCGCCCGAUGAACCCCAUGAAAUCCAUACCGGCACACAUUAUUAAGCUGUCAAGCAAACUAAGUGUGAGACAAAAACAUUAAUCAGAUAAUGGCAUCACUUUCAUUGGCAUCAUAAUUAGUCAAGCCAUGUCAUACUUCUAUCGAAUCGUACGUCUGCUGCUAGCUGGUAGCUUGUUUGCCAGAGCGCACUAUGGUUCGUCUUAAACGCUCUGCGAUCGGUUCGGCUUCGUGUUGCAGUGGUAACGCGGUCGGCCUCCUGCACCGCACGUCGUGGGUGCAAAUCUCGGUCAUAUCGCGUUUAAAAACAGCUGCCGCCGCCUUGUUUUCCUGAUCCUCAAUUUAGUAGCAGGGAAGAGCGUUUAGAAAAUAAGGAACAUUAUUAUCUCCUCUAUUUUUGAGAGCACUGAAGCGAAUGGCGCAAGGGGAUGCACUUUAAAUCCACCGAAAAAAAAAGAAUUGGACCAAGAAUAGAUAUGGGGCCAGUAUGUUGUGUGUUGAGGUUGGCGGGGGGGAAUGGGGAAGUAAGACACGCACGCAGGCUGGAACAAAAAUAGCGAAAAUAGGCGGCAAAAGGUCUCUUUUAAAAGCCGGUCUUUAAAAGAGGAUCAUCCAACAUGAGAGAUCGCUGCUGCUGCCCUUCCACCAUCUCCCUCUGCAGCGCAGCUCUGCCCAGUGCCGAUGCUUGAUGAAGCUGAUUUAAUUGUCCGUGUACCCAUUUCCCCACAUGCCGAACCGCAGCACUCCAGGGUUCGUCAUCAAGCACGUUAUAGCAAAAUGGUAUAUAUUUAGGUGCCCCGGCGAUAUAUUGUUUUCAUGGUGGCGUGGAGGACCGUUCCACUUCUAGCCCGAUGAUGGAGGUACCUUGCACAACGCUCCACAAGAGGUUUGGAUCGGAUUGGGGGUUUUUUUUGUUUCUCCCAGGGAAACUUUUUGGAUGAUGGAUUCACGAGAUAAACUUUGCUUGUGUGUGAGUGUGUGUAGUUUUUUGUUCAUUCAUCUUUUAAUUUCCAUGGGGUGAAAGUGGAGAAAUGAAUCGAUUGUGAAAAUUAAAAACCAUUCAGCAACACACAUUUAUGUUGCGAUUGAUGGUGAUUGUUUGCUACUCCACUGCCUUCACUUCCUUUACUGCCUGUUGUUGUUGCUGCCUUUUUUUGGAAAUGUUGUAAUGAUUUCUCUCGGUCGGAAUAAACUGACACGGUUCCAACGCCAACUCGAAACGAUACGAAGCCCUUCGGCCCUUAAGGUUGAAUGGAGUUGAUGCGUUUUCCCUGCUGCAGACCAACUGCGUCAAUAAAUACGUACGAAAGUGAAUUGAAUUAGUUCGGUUCCGGUACGAGAAAAACAAACCAGCCUACGAAAGGGCAAAGUGAAAUUCAAUUAUAGCGAAUCAUGUUUAAGAAGUAGUCCAUUUUUUGUUUUGCUCCAUCUAGAAACGAUCAGCAGUUUUCAAAUCAAACCGAAGGAGGCUCUAAAAUGUAUCAAGUUCUUUAAAAUCUUAAAGUGCACUUCUUCAUGUGGAUGGAUGUUUAGAACCUUCAUUCUAAAGUCUAGCCAUACAUUGGUGUGUCAUGCUCUCUCAAGCUGUAAGCGAAGAAAUUUCUCGUGUUCUAGCUUUUUCAACUCAUCGUGGCAGGUUCUAAAGUGCAUUGACUUUACAACUGCAAGUUUCAUUUUCUGGAUGUCGGAAGGAUGUUUUGAAAUGUCUAUAGGUCAAUAACUAUCUUUUUCAUGUCGAACGGCUUUUAUUUCCGACAUUGGACAUGUCAGGCACAAUCACUCAGACACUUGCACCAUAGAUGUCUGCUAUUCCGAGAAUAAACCAGAACUUGGUUCGCUUGGUCAGAUGUACGCUUCAAGUGCAAAAGUUGCUGGUGUAGUUCGAAUAUCUACGCGUAAGCUGGGAGACAUCAUAUUCUCAAGAUUCUUUCAAAUGUGCCGGUAGAAAGCAAUUCUAUUGGACAGGUGCCUUAGUUCAUAGACUUUCAGGUUGUUGGAAUCCUGGUAUCGAUGCUUUUAUACGUCUCUGUUGAGAAUGGGGAAGAUAAGGCUACAGGCAAUACAUUUCAUAGCGACAGCUCUCAGAUAUGCUUUGAAGAUACUGGAAACAGUACCUCAGAAGUAACUUCCUCAUGUCCGCAAUCAUCGCAGGCUCCUGGAGUAGAGCGAAUUUCCAAUAGUGCUAAUCCAAUGUCUACAAUCUCUAGUAACAUGUGUACGGCAAGCGCACUUAACGUUCAAGAUUGCUUCAAAACCAAAGAUAUGCAAACUAUCCAACACGCACGCCACGGUGAACUUUUUCUCUCCCUCGUCUACUGCUGGUGCCGUUUGGACGCGUGCAAGGCUCGUUGUUUGUAAAUAUUUUCCAGCUCCCACACAGCAAACCGCUCGGUCUCACCCAGCCCGCUAGCAACUACGGUUCAUCAAACUCCCUACCGUACCGAGGAUAUCGCAAGGCGCCGAGGGCCCGAAAAAAAGGGAUAAUGCCACCGUUGUUGUGCGUUGACGUUCGGCUGUGUAAGGGUGUGCGUGAUGGGCGGUGGAAAAUUGCGCACGCGCUAGGGCUAGCAAUACGAGCGAGCAACACACAAACCCCACAGGAUGUGUGGUGCCGUUCGCAUCCGUCUUUGCCGUCAUCGCUCUCGCGAGCUGCUCUUGCGCGCGCUCUCGUAUCCGUUGCUUUUGUGCAGCUUGUAAAAAGGGAGUGUUAUCGCGGGUGUGCGUGUUUGUGUACGUGUUUUCCCUCUGCAAGAGCGGCGAGGGCUUUACCUACCAGCAACCAACCUAACCAGCGGCAGGAUAAUUGUCACUCAGAGCGAACCGAGCGAGCAGUGUACGUGCAGUGUGAGAGCAGUGCUUGCCCUGCUAAUGUUUUCUUUCUUCUCCCACCGAUGCAGUUUUCAAACCCACCAGGAUUUCCACCACCCAAGCGAAACGUGGCCGUGAGUGAAAAAGGAAAACGGUAGCCAGCAGCAGCAGCAGCAGUAACAACAACAAAACCACAUAAGUCGGUCACGAAAAACUCUGUUGUGCUUCAAAGGUUUGGGAUUUUAUUUGUGUGGCCUAAUGCCUCCCUGGGACGCGCCUAGGUGGUGCAGUGUGAAUGUGCGCGUGUGACCAGUGUGUGGUGCGAACGCUAGUGAUGAUUUAGACGCGCCAUCGAACCGCCCUGCAGAGUCGCCUAGUGCAGUGACGCGAAUGGGACGGCGAGUCCAGCGCGCCACCAACGCCGCGCCCCGGUUGCGAACGUCCCGGGCCCCUUUCGAGCCGAUUCCGCCCUGCCGGAAUUGCGGUACGAGCGCCUCGCCCCGGACGAAACCACUUCAACCAAACAAACUCAAACGACAGCGUGCAGAAACGGCCAUCAAACAGCAGUAGCAGCUGCAGCACCAGUAGAAGACCUGGGACAAUCAACGGAACAGUGGGAACGCGUUGGGACGGGUUGGUCCGAAACUGAAAAGCAACACGUACGCGCCUAGUCUGCGUGUCCCCCAGUGCAGAACGGUGUGUGUGUGUGUGUGGGAGUGUAAGAGAGAGAGAGAGGUAGAGGAGGGCGGGGGUAAAGUAAAGGAAACCAGACACCAGAGGCUCUCAACACCACGUCCACGGAAUACGGAAGCGAACGACGGACAGCGCAAUGGCAGAGCGUGAUUACAUCGGGUUCGCCACGCUGGCGGAGCAGGUGCACCGCAAAUCGGUGAAGCGUGGCUUCGAGUUCACGCUGAUGGUGUGCGGCGAAACCGGCCUCGGCAAGUCGACGCUCAUCAACACGCUCUUCCUGACCGAGCUGUACGCCCAGCGGUCGGUGCCGCCGGUCGAGCAGCGGAUCGAGAAGACGACCCGCAUCGAGAAGAAGACGCUCGACAUCGAGGAGCGGGGGGUGAAGCUGCGGCUGACGAUCGUCGACACGCCCGGCUUCGGCGACGCGGUCAACUGCGAGGACAGCUGGCGCGUCUGCACGCAGUACAUCGACGAGCAGUUCCGCCAGUACUUUACCGACGAGAGCGGGCUGAACCGGCGCAACAUACAGGACAACCGGGUGCACUGCCUGCUGUACUUCGUGCCACCGUACGGGCACAGCUUGCGCCAGCUCGACAUCGAUCUGCUGCGGCGGAUGCACAAGAAGGUGAACAUCAUACUGGUGAUCGGGAAGGCGGACACGCUCACGCCGAAGGAGGUGAAGGCGCUGAAGGGCCGCAUCCUGGACGACAUCGAGACGCACGGCAUCCAGAUCUACCGCUUCCCGGACUGCGACUCGGACGAGGACGAGGAGUUCAAGCAGCAGGACCGCGACCUGAAGGCCAGCCUGCCGUUCGCGGUCGUCGGCAGCAACCAGGUGAUGGAGGUGGCCGGCCGCAAGAUCCGGUGCCGCCAGUACCCCUGGGGCGUGGUGGAUGUGGAAAACCCCGAACACAGCGACGUGGUGAAGCUGCGCACGAUGCUCAUCUCGACGCACAUGCAGGACCUGAAGGAUACGACGCGCGACGUACACUACGAAAACUAUCGCGCCCAGUGCAUCUCGCAGAUCUCGCAGCACGCGCUGCGCGAGCGCAACAAGCUGAAGCGCGAAUCGACCGCCUCGAACCACGAGUUCUCCGACACGGACCGGUUGCUGCUGCAGAAGGAUGAGGAGAUCCGCCGCAUGCAAGACAUGCUGGCGCAGAUGCAGGAAAAGCUAAACUCUACCAGCGUCAACGAUUCGGUCAUCGAUGUUUAGUGCGUGGCAGCAGUGGACGUGGAUGCGCUGCCGGACUAGAUUGCAAAUCCCCACUCAUCCACCACCCAUUAAUACCCGCCGGUCUCUUGGUUAACGUGGCAUUUUCCCUCGCCAAAGUAAAAAAAACCACAACCUCCAUACGCAACGACCAAAAAAAAAAAAGGCCAGCAGACAGGAAGAUCUUUUUUGUUUUUUUUUUUCCUGGGAGGGAAAAAGGGCCACGUGUUCGUGUUCCACCCGACAAACGGAGACGUUAGAAACGUUGCGAUAGAGAAAAAGAAAGAGAGAUAGAAUGAGAGGAAUAAAAGUGUGUAGACUCGUAGACUUCCGCCUAGUGGCCGGGAAAAGCGCUCCGCCAUUCGUAGGAUCCGCUGUCGUAGCAAGCGUGUAGCAGCGUUACAGCACACCACAAGUAAUACAAAUUUAGUCGAUUUAACUGGGUAAAAGUAUUCGAAGCAAAACGUUAACAUUCGUACCCGCAGUGACAGGCGUGCUGGACCGGAGUUGAUCAUUAUUUAGUUGUACCGGGUUUCGGGUGGUUCGCACUGUUGCGCUGGGAAGUUUCCUGGGCUUCGCUCAACGACAAAGAAGUAGGGUUGCGACUACUACGAAAACUAUUCAUUCCCUUACGAAAAAAAACGCGUUGCAACCUUGGUCCGGCUUACGCGUGAAGCAAAUUCGACCAAAGAGAGGAACCACGUGGCCAGGACACAGGACCAUCAAGCACCACGUGUGUGCCCGAUAUAGUAAACUUUGUUGGAUUGCUUGCUUCACCACACCACCGCCGUUCCGUUUUUGGGUCAGUUUGGAAGUCCAGCCUCCAGUCCAGUGGGCAUGCGACCGCCCACAUUGUAAGGGAAGGGCAUUUGAGCGCUUGUGUGUGUGUGUGUGGGGGGGCGUUCUUCUCGGAGCGUUAUUUUUCCCUUUUUUGUUUGUUUGUUUUGUAAUGUAAUUGUAGGCUUAGAUAUUUGUAUACACGACGGUAGAGUUAAUGCAAUUAUUUAUAUGGAAAUCGGUAGGCGCGGAAGAGUGGACAACUAGGUCCGGGUGUUGCGUACGGUAAGAGGCUCCCGCCCCCUGACCCACCUCAGUGUAAGGGCCCGGAAAGCGUUUGCAAUCAACCAAAAUCCAAGUGUAAGACAACUCAGUUACCACCACCAAAAGGGGAAGAAACACAAUUAGUGUGUAUGCAUGUGUGUGUGUUAGUGGGUUCGAAGAACCUCACCGGACAAAACAAAGAAGAAGAAAAAUAGAAACAUAAAAGCGCCGCGCGAGACGAUUCAGCAGGGCAGUUGACGUAAAGGUCGCGCCGUAAAGCAAUCAAAAGUCAAAGAAAGAAGAAAAAAUGUCACGCGCGCGCCGCCGUUCACGCAAAACUGUUACGGAUAUUAUAGGUUUCGUGCUUUUUUUUCCUGUUUUCCUUUCGGUUCGUUUCAAUUUUUAACACGUGUGUACCACCCACAGUAUUUCAAGGAAGGGCGCGCGCGCGCGCUCAUAGACAGGAGCAGUUCGAAUGUAGUCGACAAAUUUUCAAAGAUACGCUAAUUUGUAACCAGUGAACGGGGGUGGGAGAUGGGGCACGGGCGCACAGCACGUGCUGUCUGCUGGGCCCAAGUUUUGCUCUCUAAGCUGCCGUGUGUGUAGUUUUUGAAGGAACGGCCGGAAACAAAACCCGUAGAUUCUCUCUACCAGCAAGCUAAGAAAUAAAACACAUUCAAUACAUA
Molecule: messenger RNA, 6660 nt
Organism: Anopheles coluzzii
Lineage: Eukaryota; Metazoa; Arthropoda; Insecta; Diptera; Culicidae
Gene: Septin4
Product: septin-2
Exons: 5
Coding region: 3857-4936 (359 amino acids)
Biological process (GO): regulation of exocytosis; cytoskeleton-dependent cytokinesis
Cellular component (GO): synaptic vesicle; septin complex; cell division site
Molecular function (GO): molecular adaptor activity; GTPase activity; GTP binding
Source: RefSeq, a predicted model, not a curated record